AUGGGGUGCUGCAGCGGAAGAUGCGUGUUGAUUUUUCUCUGCACUCUUCAAUUGCUGGCUUCUCUGGAGAGACAGGUGUUUGAUUUCCUGGGGUACCAGUGGGGCCCCAUCCUGGCCAACUUCCUCCACAUCAUCACAGUCAUCCUGGGCCUCUUUGGUACCAUACAGUACCGGCCUCGCUAUAUUGUACUGUAUACUGUGUGGACCAUGGUCUGGGUGAUGUGGAACAUCUUCAUAAUCUGCUUCUACCUGGACCUGGGUGGGCUCUCUAAAGACAGUGACCUCCUGACCUUUAACCUCCCGGGGCACCCCUCGUGGUGGAGCGAGCAUGGGCCGGGCUGUGUGAGAAAGGAGGUGCAUGUCACAGACGAGCAGAGCCUGGAGAGCCAUGCCUACAUCUCUGUCUCAGGCUGCCUGCUGGAGCAUCAGUACAUAGAGGUCCUGCACAGCGCCGUCCAGAUCUUCCUCUCUCUCCUGGGGUUUUUGCUUGCCUGUUAUGUGGUUUGCAUCCUCACAGAAAGGGAAGACAGUGGUCUACGUAAGUGAGUGCGUCCAGUGUGGCUUCAAACUGAUCUGACGGGGGAAGGAAGGGUCAGAGAC
Molecule: messenger RNA, 600 nt
Organism: Megalops cyprinoides (Indo-Pacific tarpon)
Lineage: Eukaryota; Metazoa; Chordata; Actinopteri; Elopiformes; Megalopidae
Product: sodium/potassium-transporting ATPase subunit beta-1-interacting protein 3-like
Exons: 6
Coding region: 1-546 (181 amino acids)
Biological process (GO): regulation of sodium ion transport
Source: RefSeq, a predicted model, not a curated record